AAUGCGAGACGCAGCAAUAAUGGCAUUCGGAAGCAUUCUCGAAGGCCCCAAUACCGAUGCUCUCAAGCCCUUCGUUGAAUCGGCCAUGCCAUUCAUAAUUGAAUUAUUGAGAGAUCCUGUAUCGGCGGUUCGAGAUUCGGCAGCGUGGACCAUCGGCCGGGUCUGUGAUCUUCUACCUGAAGUAGCACUAGCUGAGGUUUAUCUCGUACCACUUCUUACUGGACUAUUUGAGGGUCUGACUGCUGAGCCUCGUGUUGCUGCUAAUGUUUGCUGGGCGUUUAAAAGCCUUGCAGAUGGCGCUUACGAUGUAGCUGUGAACGAACAUGUUGAUACUUCGAAUGAUGGCGAUGACGAGCCCUCAACUUAUGCCCUCUCUCGAUAUUUCGACACUAUUUCUCUUCAACUCCUUGAAGCAUCGAACAGAGCAGACGGAGCUCAGCACAGUCUCCGCAAUGCAGCAUAUUCAGCCCUAAUGGCCUUAAUCAGGUCCGCUGCCCGUGAUUGCUACAGCCAUGUUCAAGGGGUUACUCUUAUUGUUCUUGAACGUCUCGAAACAAUAUUGGGUUAUGAAUGUCAUAUAAUUAACACAAUGGAUCGUGCGCAAUUUAAUGACCUCCAAUCACUCCUUUGUGCUACUCUACAAUCGGUUUUAAAGAAAAUUAAUAAGGAAGAUGCCCCAAGCAUAUCAAAUAAGGUCAUGUCUGCUCUCAUGUCAAUGUUUCAUUCUGUUGUUGGCGUACAAGAUAAUGCAAAAUCACCUCUUUGCAAAACGGAUGGUGUUGUAGAGGACGCACUUCUGGCUGUUUCGGCUCUUAUUGACGUUAUUGGAGAAUUAUUUCUUAAGUAUUUAGAUGCUUUUAUGCCCGUUCUUGUAGCAUGUCUUCGCCUGUGCGAAGAGACUCAAGUGUGUCUAAAUGCCGUUGGUUUACUUGGGGAUAUGUGUAGAACUCUCGGCAGAAACAUGUUUCCUCAAUCUGAGGGUCUCUUUAAUAUUCUAAUGGAGACUUUACAGAAUGCUUCAGCGGACAAGUCUAUUCGACCUGCAAUCUUAUCCACAUUCGGGGACUUGGCGCUCGCACUUGGUCCCGAUAUUCGACCUUUCCUCUUCCUCAUUCUUGACACUCUGAAGCAGGCGACUCAAGCCGAAGUUAAUUUAGCUGAUCCAGAUAUGAUAGAAUAUUUAAACAGUCUCCGUUUAAGUUGUCUUGAGGCUUAUACAGGCAUUGUCCAAUGCCUCAAAUAUUCUGGAAACGGUUACGCUGAAACAACUAAGGCACUCUUUUUCAUAAUAAAUGACCACCAUUGA
This is a messenger RNA of Protopolystoma xenopodis, 1306 nucleotides long. Lineage: Eukaryota; Metazoa; Platyhelminthes; Monogenea; Polystomatidea; Polystomatidae. The record is from the annotation of a GenBank genome assembly.